This is a messenger RNA of Dentiscutata erythropus, 921 nucleotides long. Lineage: Eukaryota; Fungi; Glomeromycota; Glomeromycetes; Diversisporales; Gigasporaceae. The record is from the annotation of a GenBank genome assembly.
AUGUCCUCUGAAGAACCUAAAAAAACUAAAACUGCUCUUACAAAUGAACAAAGAAAAGCUAUAAUUAAACAUAAAGAAAAACAUCCUCAAAUUAGCCAAACUGACCUUGUCGAUUGGGUAAAACAAACAAUGAAUCUUAAAGUCCAUCAAAGUACUAUUAGUCGUUUAAUAAAAAACAAGGAUGAAAUCGGAGAAAAUCCCUUGGCAAAAAGACAAAAAAUGGUUCAAUAUCUGGCACUUGAAAAUACACUCCUAGAGCCAGACACCACGUUGGCAACGGUUUGUCUUAAAGGAAAAAAGAAGGAUAAAGAGUGGUUAACUGUGACACUCUGCACUAACGCCAGUAGAACAGAUAAAAUAAUGCCAUUUGUUAUUGCAAGCAAGAAUGCAUGGAUGACAAAUGCAUUGUUUCAAAAAUGGCUUAAAAAAUUUGAUUUGAAAAUGGCUAGUCGCAAAGUAAUUCUUCUAAUGGAUAAUGCAAGAUGUCACUCGGUCGAAGAAGAUAAUGAUGAUAAAAUGAAUGUUCUUACCGCCAUAAAAUUCAUCGUUCGAGGAUGGAGAGAAGUAUCAUCAGAAACUAUACAAAAUUGUUUUCGACAUACAGGAAUUAUUCCGGGGCCUGCUAAGGAUGAUGAUGAUUUAAUGAAAGAAUUGUAUGAAAAUAUCGAAAUGCUUAAUUACCAAAACGAAUCUGAACAGGCUGAAAAUGAUGAGGAAGAUGACAGUGUAGAAAUCCCUCAAAUUACACAUAAGGAAGCACUAGAUGCUAUUAAUCGAUUAGAGCUCUAUCUUAUGCAGCAGAACCUUGAUGAUGCAGAACACGACAUUGCUUUGUCAAAAUUGUAUGAGUCAGUAAGAAAAUUCCGGAAUGCUUCGUUCAAACAAUUAAGCAUAGAGGCUUUCCUUGAGCCAACUCGUAAU